CAUUUUUCUAACGUCUACACUUUCUUGAUUUCAUCCUUCACGAUGAUUUUGGACUUCGUCCGGGACCACCCGAUCCUCUGUUUGCUCGCUGCCGGCUGCACUGCCUCGCUGGGGUACGUCUGGAUGACCAGAGAGCGCCCGCCUGCACCUGCACCAACCCCACCACCAACCCCACCACCAUCACCCGCCUCAACACCGAGCCCCUCAGUCAGCUCCUCGUCUAGCGACAGCCAAAUCUUCUACCCUGCGGAGGAGGAGCUGGACGUGCAGGUGCAGGGCCCCAGCGGGGACCAUUAAGACACACAAGCUACAGAGACCCAAACACCCACGACCAUCUAGGGUAACAGUGCAGCCGGACAGUAAGGAGGAGUGAACAAACAGGCUAAGGAAAAAGUGGCAAAGAAGAAAAGGAAGGGCCAUGCCCAAAAGGCGCAGAACACAAGCAAAGAAGAAAAGGAAGGGGCCAUGCCCAAAAGGCGCAAAACGCGCAAAGAAGAAAAGAAAGGGGGCCAUGCCCAAAAGGCGUAAAGAAGAAAAGAAAGGGGCCAUGCCCAAAAGGCGCAAAACAUGCGCAAAGAAGAAAAUAUAAAGGGGCCAUGCCCAAAAGGCGCAGAACACGAGCAAAGAACAAAGGAAAGGGACAGAAAACCCCGGGCCGAAACACACUAAGAACAAAUAAAUCGCAUCCUAGGCUAGGGGAUCAUGUACAAAAGGCGCACAACAUGCACAAAGAAGAAAAAAGAAAAGAAAGGGGCAACAACAAGAAACUUAAAAAAACUCAGGUCCAAACACAGGAAGAAAGUAUAAAUAAGACAAAAUCUCUGGCAAAGAAUCAUGCUCAAAAUCCCAAGAAGGAUGAGCGAAGGAGUCAAAAGACAAGAAAGGGGCAGCAACAAAAUCUUCGGGCGUAACACACAAAGAAAUAAGACUAAAUCUCAGGCGAAAGUAUCGUGCUAAAGUCAGAAGGAUGAGCAAAGAAGUUAAAAGCAAAGAACAGGGCAGCAACAAGUAACUAACCUAUAAAGCAAACAAGAUCAAUAAUUGA
Molecule: messenger RNA, 1045 nt
Organism: Macrosteles quadrilineatus (aster leafhopper)
Lineage: Eukaryota; Metazoa; Arthropoda; Insecta; Hemiptera; Cicadellidae
Product: dnaJ homolog subfamily B member 6-like
Exons: 3
Coding region: 43-297 (84 amino acids)
Source: RefSeq, a predicted model, not a curated record